Molecule: messenger RNA, 1046 nt
Organism: Astyanax mexicanus (Mexican tetra)
Lineage: Eukaryota; Metazoa; Chordata; Actinopteri; Characiformes; Acestrorhamphidae
Exons: 11
Coding region: 282-941 (219 amino acids)
Source: RefSeq, a predicted model, not a curated record
AAAAAGCGCCCGGAAGAUUCCAUUUGUGUUUUUAUUCGAACUCUUCGGAGCUCGUGAGUGGCAGCGGCAGCAGCAGCGGCAACUCUUCGACGGAAGGACACUCUACAACUCUUAAACACCAGUUUACUGUUUUAUAUUCACUGUUUUAAUAUCUGUAUUAUCUUUUAAUUACUGUAUAAUUGUAUUAUCUUUACUGUUUUUCACUUUUUACUAAUUAAUUGUAUUUUUGUUUUUCAGGUUACUGUAGCCGCUGAGGGAGCUCACCCCCAUACCGAUCAGGUAUGGAUCCCCAGUGGAGGAGCAGACCUCUUCCAAUAGUGGCGCAGUCAGGAGACUUUCCUUUCAGGACUCGUCCUGUGUCUCCGUGGCAGGGUGAAGAGCCAGCCGCCUGGGAGGAGCCCCCGCCGUGUCAGCCCGGGUCUCUCGAGAUGAAGCGGAGGGCCCACAUUAAGAUGUGGAUAGAAGGUCAGCUGGAGGGACUCCUGCCCACCUCCCACCCAGAGUGUCCAUUGCUUUCAACCACACCUGCAAGGUAUGGCUGCAAGACUCUGGUGGCGAUUGCGGAGGCAGAACCCUGGAACAGGCUGGACACUACUGGUACAGUUGCACUGUGUGAGGAAGCCCGGAUUGCGUCCCUCACCACCACCUGCCCCCCGAAGACAUUCAGCCAGUCAGAUGGCCCGAUGCUGGUGGCAGAGGCGGAUCCCUCUUACAGGCUCGACACCACUGGACCAGUGCCUAGGAUUAUCCCAGGUCCAGCUGCACAGGCUGUGGCUGACUUGGAAGAUGACAGUGGAGAGGAGGAGUUCCUGGAGCAAGCUCCUAUAACACAGUGGGAGGAAGCAGAGGUAGCGUCCCUUACCACCACCUUCCACUCAGAGACAUCCAGCCAGCUGAGGGGGAUCUGGAGAGCAGCGUGGAGGUCAUGGUGGAGGGCAUAGAAACAGCUCCCAAAAACAAGAGAGGAUGGCUACAGCGCUGUCUGAAACUCUGGAGGAGCACAGCCUCUACCUUUCUUUCCUGCUGUCCUUACAGGGUAAAUAGAU